Molecule: messenger RNA, 1715 nt
Organism: Pseudocercospora fijiensis CIRAD86
Lineage: Eukaryota; Fungi; Ascomycota; Dothideomycetes; Mycosphaerellales; Mycosphaerellaceae
Exons: 1
Coding region: 1-1443 (480 amino acids)
Source: RefSeq, a predicted model, not a curated record
AUGAAGUUCGGCCACGAGUAUGAGACGGCCUUGGCCAAUGAAGGCUUCCCAGCAGAAUGGGUACAGAAGGCGAUCGAGUACAAGCAUUUGAAGAAAUGUAUCAAAAAGGUGCGCAAGGAAUUGGAGAGCCUGGGCUUGGAUGCAGCAACACUCGACUCUAUGGGCGAAUUGAUUGGAGGGCCACAAGAGCAUAAGGAGCAGAAGGUGCAUGACUACUAUGCUGGCACACGCCCAGGCUUGGAAAGCAUACCAGAAGAGUUUACACCUCAACUGCGAAUAUUGGUGGACAGCCACACAGGAACUCCACUGGAAGCCAAACUCGCGCCAGAGACUCGAGAGUCGCUGCAGAAGCUCGCCAAACAUGAAAUGGUAAUUGCAGGGCGUAGAGAGAACCUGGGUGAACAUCUACAACUACAUGCCGUUCAGGACCCACCGAGCGAUGACCCAGACACGACAUGUUCAAACUCGCUCAAUUCGCAGUCACCAGACGCGCGAUGGAUACAAGUACCACUCGCCUCUGCACAGGAUUUCUUCGAGAUGUUGGAGCCCAAGAUGAUGGAGUUGGACGAGUUGCGAACUGAGGAGACUCGCAAUCUGGAGGACGAAAUACUAGACUUGGGCGGCGCAGUCGAGGAUGUCGUCCAGCCCGUACGGGAAGGCUUCGAAGCUAAGCGCGGAAUGAGCUACCGAGACCUGUACUUCUGGCGUGAGAUGUUCCGAUUAUACCUUGAGAAACCCAUCUUCUACACCGAAACUGAAAGACGACGGGGAGCAAUCACUUACAAGGAAGCCAGGAGCAAUCUCGAAGAAUAUGACAAGCAAUUGCGCGAGACUGGACUCCUCGGCAAGAUGAAGACUCCUCAAGCCAAGGCUGCAGCAAAGGCAUUCUUGGACCUGAACGUGAACAUUCUCAACAUCAUGCACUUCCAAGAGAUGAACGCACGAGCAAUGACCAAGAUUCUGAAGAAGUUCAACAAGCGGACGCAUUUAGAAGGCAAGCCAUUCAUCCAUAGUUUGGAGAUCAAGUAUCCCGCUCUCAUGACUGGCAAGAGCGGUGCUGGCGGUUUCGCAAACUCCAUUGCUCGUGAUCUGCAUGCCGAGAUUGGAUCAAAAGUUCUUUCCGUCGUCCCGCAAAUCGAUGACUGGGUCUGCCCGGUGUGCUACGGCAUGGCAUGGCGUCCAGUGAACCUUGGAUGCUGCAAAGCAGUUUUCUGCAUCCGAUGUGUGAUACAACUACAAGAUACCAACAAGCCGAAAUGCCCCAUGUGCAACGCGCCAACGGUCAUGCAAGCCAAUGGCACCAACCUCGACUUCGACACCAUGGACUUCCUAGAAAAGUACUUCCCUAUGGAAGUACGCAAGAGACAAAAGGAGAACGAGAAGGCACAACUCGUUCGCGAUUAUGGAGAAGAGUUUGUAAAACCAGCAUGUUCGACGAUGUGAAUACGGCAGCAAGCCACGCAUACAGGGAGACUACUCAUGAAAUGAGAAUCACGGCCGAAGAGAUCGAAGAGAAGCGGCAUGUGUUUGCAUUGUUUCCGGCGUUUUGCAUAGCAUACCCGGGAGUAGACCCGGUUGAGAGCUUGAGCUCUCGGGAGGUUUUUGGCUUGCGAUGAGUUUCGAUACCCCGCCGAAGACGGCACAUGGAGGACUUGUUACGUAGUGUGACGAUGAUCUGUAACAGUUAAUCAUAAAUGGACUGCAAGUACUACUUG